CAUUGCAUCACUCGUGUGUAGCGGUGGCUGGGUUGAGAAUGAACGGCAUUAUAGACGAUGAUUUUGAGUUGGCUCUUCGUCUUGAUCAUGAAGGAGAAACUGAAGGAUGGAGUUCUACAGGAUCAUGGAUGUGCUGUAGAAAAGCCAGGUUUUUGAAAAAAAUCGACAGCGAAAAAGAAAUUCCUCUCCAUAUCAAAUCAAGCAGAAUUUAUCUAGAUGGAAUUCCAAUAGAUAACUGUUUGAGCCUAUUGAUAAAUCCUGAUCAGAGAAAUGCUUGGGACAACGGCCACUUCCAGCUGGAAAAGUUAGAUUCAAGUGACUACCCACUCGGCACAGACCUUAUCUACUGGAAAAUGUUUUUGCCAUCUGUUGUCAAAAACAGAGAUAUGGUUCAGCUGACUGCUUACAAGAUGAUCGGAAACGCUUGUGUUAUUGUCUACAAACAGGGGGAUGAUUCCAAGAAACCAGAGAGCAGCGAAUUUAUUAGGAUGAAGACAGGACUAAGCUACACAAUCCUUAGACCUGCUGAAGAUGAUCCUUCAUAUUCUACCUUGAUAUCAACAUUGGGGAACAAUGAUUAUGGUGGUUGGCUACCCAAUUGCCUAAUGGGACUGCUCUAUAGCAUGUCAAUCACGAAUCUCUGUAAUCGACUAUUGCACGCCUAUCACAAUCAGCACUAACUCAGUGACAGUGUCACAAAUCUGACUUUGGCAUAGCUAUAGUAUAAACCGGUAUAAUUAAUUAAUAUUACAAGAUAGUACUUCAACACAAUGAAGUACGUGUGACAUCUUGCUUCAGUAAUCUUAUAUAUCACACGCAAUAGCAAUUUAAAACUGAUACAGUUUUGUAUUAAAUCAAAGAACAAUGUUGGCAUUCGA
Molecule: messenger RNA, 878 nt
Organism: Corticium candelabrum
Lineage: Eukaryota; Metazoa; Porifera; Homoscleromorpha; Homosclerophorida; Plakinidae
Exons: 1
Coding region: 39-680 (213 amino acids)
Molecular function (GO): lipid binding
Source: RefSeq, a predicted model, not a curated record